CUCACUUCAUGAUCACAGCCUCGACUGUGGUUCCUGAAAUUAACUCAACAAAUGUUUUGACCACAACACCAGAGAUCAGUGAAUCUUCAACAACUCAGCCACAUUUGUCGACACAAAAACCAUGGACAACACCAACUCCAUCCGUGGAAUCAAAUACGUUUUCUUCAACUGGUGUAAAAACACCCAGCACCAAUAAUACAGCAUUGGGAGCUUCAGUAAUGCCAGAACAAACAAGAACACAAGAAUCGACAGAGAGUAGAUCAACACAAACUACAGUAACACAAUCCGCAACACAAGCAACUGCACCACCUAUAACAACCAAAUCAGUGACUUCACAAAUGUCAACAUCAGCACCAAUAACAACAGAAGAAUUUACAGGUGCAAAACACAGUGCUAGAUCAACAGCAAAUCACAGCACACCAACACAAACAGUAACUACAACAACACAAACUACACAAUCGAAACCUGUAGACACAGUGCUCACAACAAUACCAACACAAUCUAGUCCACACACAACAGAAUCAACAGCAACAAAAACUACAGUAUCUGUAACAACACCGGGACAAACUACAGCCUCAGAAUUAGCAACAAUACCAUCACAGACUAUUUCAACCCAAACUACAUCUUCUGCAACGAAACCACAGCAAACUAAAACUGAUCAACCAACAAAAAGUAGAUCAACACAAACUACAGUAACUACACAAUCAGCAACUACACCACCUGUAACAACCAAAUCAGUGACUUCACAAAUGUCAACAUCAGCACCAAUAACAACAGAAGAACCCACAGCUGCAAAACACAGUGCUAAAUCAACAGCAAAUCACAGCACACCAACACAAACAGUAACUACAACAACACAAACUACACAGUCAAAACCUGUAGACACAGUGCUUACAACAAUACCAACACAAUCUAGUCCACACACAACAGAAUCAACAGCAACAAAAACUGCAGCAUCUGUGGCGACACAACAACAGACUACACCCUCAGAAUCAGGAACAAAACCAUUACAAAUUAUUUCAACCCAAACUACAUCUUCUGCAAUGAAACCACAGCAAACUGCAACUGAUCAACCAACAAAAAGUAGAUCAACACAAACUAUAGUAACCACACAAUCAGCAAUUACACCACCUGUAACAACCAAAUCAGUGACUUCACAAAUGUCAACAUCAGCACCAAUAACAACAGAAGAACCCACAGCUACAAAACAAAGUGCUAAAUCAACAGCAAAUCACAGCACACCAACACAAACAGUAACUACAACAACACAAACUACAUCGUCAGAACCUGUAGACACAGUGCUCACAGCAACAGCAACACCAACACAAUCUAGUCAAAACACAACAGAAUCAAUAUCAACAAAAACUACAGUAUCUGUGGCGACACCACAACAGACUAGACCAUCAGAAUCAGGAACAAAACCAUCACAAAUGAUUUCAACCCAAACUACAUCUUCUGCAACGAAACCACAGCAAACUAAAACUGAUCAACCAACAAAAAGUAGAUCAACACAAACUACAGUAACUACACAAUCAGCAACUACACCACCUGUAACAACCAAAUCAGUGACUUCACAGAUGUCAACAUCAGCACCAAUAACAACAGAAGAACCCACAGCUACAAAACAAAGUGCUAAAUCAACAGCAAAUCACAGCACACCAACACAAACAGUAACUACAGCAACACAAACUACACCGUCAGAACCUGUAGACACAGUGCUCACAACAAUACCAACACAAUCUAGUCCACACACAACAGAAUCAACAGCAACAAAAACUACAGUAUCUGUAACAACACCGGGACAAACUACAGCCUCAGAAUUAGCAACAAUACCAUCACAGACUAUUUCAUCCCAAACUACAUCUUCUGCAACGAAACCACAGCAAACUAAAACUGAUCAAUCAACAAAAAGUAGAUCAACACAAACUACAGUAACCACACAAUCAGCAACUACACCACCUGUAACAACCAAAUCAGUGACUUCACAAAUGUCAACAUCAGCACCAAUAACAGAAGAACCCACAGCUGCAAAACACAGUGCUAAAUCAACAGCAAAUCACAUCACACCAACACAAACAGUAACUACAACAACCCAAACUACACAAUCAAAACCUGUAGACACAGUGCUCACAACAACACCAACACAAUUUAGUCCACACACAACAGAAUCAAUAUCAACAAAAACUACAGUAUCUGUGGCGACACAAAAACAGACUACACCCUCAGAAUCCGCAACAACAACACCACAAAUGAUUUCAACCCAAACUACAUCUUCUGCAAUGAAACCACAGCAAACUACAACUGAUCAAUCAACAAAAAGUAGAUCAACACAAAAUACAGUAACCACACAAUCAGCAGCUACACCACCUGUAACAACCAAAUCAGUGACUUCACAAAUGUCAACAUCAGCACCAAUAACAACAGAAGAAUUUACAGGUGCAAUAAAAAGUGCUAGAUCAACAGCAAAUCACAGCACACCAACACAAACAGUAACUACAACAACACAAACUACACCGUCAGAACCUGUAGACACAGUGCUCACAGCAACAGCAACACCAACACAAUCUAGUCCACACACAACAGAAUCAAUAUCAACAAAAACUACAGUAUCUGUGGCGACACCACAACAGACUAGACCCUCAGAAUCAGGAACAAAACCAUCACAAAUGAUUUCAACCCAAACUACAUCUUCUGCAACGAAACCACAGCAAACUACAACUGAUCAAUCAACAAAAAGUAGAUCAACACAAACUACAGUAACCACACAAUCAGCAACUACACCACCUGUAACAACCAAAUCAGUGACUUCACAAAUGUCAACAUCAGCACCAAUAACAACAGAAGAAUUUACAGGUGCAAAACACAGUGCUAAAUCUACAGCAAAUCACAGCACACCAACACAAACAGUAACUACAACAACACAAACUACACAAUCAAAACCUGUAGACACAGUGCUCACAACAAUACCAACACAAUCUAGUCCACACACAACAGAAAAAACAGCAACCAAAACUACAGUAUCUGUGACAACACCGCUACAAACUACAGCCUCAGAGGUUUCCACAAAUUCAAGUACUCUUCAGUCAUUUUCCUCACAGGCAUCAACCCUCAAUCCUGACAAUGCCAACACAACACAGCAGAAAGUGGACCAUACCUCUGUUCCUCCUAGAGGAAAUAUAAAAAUUGCAGCUGUGAGGCUCCUUGUCUUUGAUUACCCAACUGUGUUCCGGGUCACAUUCGCUGUUUCAAAUAUCAUAAGCAACACAAGACACAACAAAACAAUACAACUGAUGUAAUUCCAGACAUUUUAUAUAAUCGUUUAGGAGGAGUUUGAUAAGGUGAUUGAUACCACUUUUAUGUGUAUAGUAAAUAUGAGUAAUAUAUGAGUUUAAACGGAAAGUCUGGCUUUUUCCUUUGGUCAGACCUAGGCUCACUAUUUCUCUCUGUUUCUAGUCUUUUUGAUCAUCUUAACUAUCUGGUUUCUUGCUGUUUCUUGAUUUAUUGUCCAUAUAUAAGAAUGGUAACAGUCUUUAACUUUUGAUAACUCUUAAGAAAUAUGCUUAGUGUUUAUACGGUAUACAUCCACAUUUACAAACCAUUACAAAGUCCUGAAUUGACAGUGUCAAGAUCUUCUCUGUACUAAUGAAUCUCUCUUUCUUCAUUUCAAUCUGACUGAUGAUGAACUGAAAACAUUCUUCAGUGAGCCACACCUAAUUCAGUGUAUGCCAAAGAGGAUCCAAAACAAACAAACAACAACAACAGCAAGAGAAGUCUUUGUUCCUGGGUUCCAUUGCCAUUCUAGUCAUCAUUCUUAUUUUUUAGAUAUUUAAAUAUUAGUGAGUGAUAAUUUUAAGGCCCGUUUGUGCUUUCUGAUUUGAAAAAUUGUAGAAUAUUCUUUUCUUUGUUGUUUUCGCUGUGUCUAAAAUGAUAUCCUUAGUUCUUACCUUAUCACUCUGGUACAAAUGUGCUUUUAUUGAUAUUACUUUAACAAAUCCAUUUGAUUUGACUUGAGUUUUCUUUCAUGUUGAGUUUUUCUUUCUUUGUUUCUUGUUUAGUCUUUACCUACCAAUGUUUUGGGGAUCUCAUGUGAUCUUAUUUACCUGCACAAUCUGUUUUUCAUUCUCUGUUCAACUGUUAUUUAGUCUUCUUAAACCAGUACAUUUACACUUACCAGUUAUUUACCAGUAAACUACG
Larimichthys crocea (large yellow croaker) is the source of this 4194-nucleotide messenger RNA. RefSeq names its product flocculation protein FLO11-like. Lineage: Eukaryota; Metazoa; Chordata; Actinopteri; Sciaenidae. The coding region runs from base 9 to 3296 and encodes 1095 amino acids. The record is from RefSeq and is a predicted model, not a curated record. The transcript has a single exon.